AUGUUUCCUGGUCGAUAUUCUACUUCAAAACAAGAUUCGGAUGGUGACAUUAAUACUCUUCUAUUACCUUCGGAUGGUGAUGUUGCGUUAAGUAAACUCGGCUAUUAUGAUCAAGGAAGAAAUGAAAUAUCAGCUGGUGUCAGUUUAUUUUGCGAUGCAUUCGACGGUAUUUUUAAGGGAUUUAUCAGAGGAACAGGUGUAUCUCAAAUGAAAAUAGAUUGUCCAUUAGCACUAUUUAAUAUGUUUGUCGCCAGUAUUGCAAUCAAAACGGCUCAUAUGCUACAACGUUUUUAUGAAACAAACGAACAAGACGGUGUAUACGGUCGAGUAUUUUUCACCUGGUGCCCAACUCUUACUGAAUUACCACCAUGCAAAACAGUAAGUUUUACAAAUAUUGCAUCUUUUUUACAUUUUACUGUUAGUGUAUCAACCUUUUUUUAUCAAUCAAUUUCAAUUGCAGCAUUCACCACACAAGUCAGAUUAUAUUAA
Messenger RNA from Adineta steineri, 489 nucleotides. NCBI's taxonomy places the organism in Eukaryota, Metazoa, Rotifera, Eurotatoria, Adinetida, Adinetidae. The record is from the annotation of a GenBank genome assembly.